AUGGAUCGAAAUUCGGCGGUCACGCGCCAAACUGCUAAUAUGCGUUGGGUUCUGAAGCAUACCUUCCGAAAGAAUGAUUUCCGUCCACUUCAGCGAGAAGUGAUCUCCUCUGUCAUUGAAGGGCAUGAUGUCUUUCUCCAAGCAUCAACUUCGUUCGGGAAGAGCCUGUGUUAUCAGCUCCCUGCAGUACUAAAAGAUUGGGGCAUGACCGUCGUUGUUUGUCCGCUUCUCUCUCUCAUGACCGACCAAGUAAAUACCUUGAAAGCUCUCGGGGUCGCAGUUGCUACCAUCAAUUCCAAUACGACCCACGAGGAAAGGCAAAGAGUACUUGAGGACAUGCUUUGCGGGCACCCAAGCACGCGCCUACUCUACGUGACGCCCGAACUUUGCCAGACUGAAAACUUCCGCCGCCGCUUGCUUGUUGUCCACAAGCAAGGUCAACUUGUUCGGGUUGCCAUUGACGAGGCACACUGCAUAAGUGAAUGGGGGCAUGACUUCCGGCCGGCCUACAAGGAGUUAAGCUGGUUCAGAAAGAAUCUUGUGGGCCCAACUGUACCAAUGACUGCGCUUACCGCGACUGCCACGCCUCGAGUUCGAUCGGACAUGAUCGACAUAUUGGGGCUGAAUCCAGAGAACCUUAGGAUGUUCAACACGCCCUCAGACCGUCCAAACAUCCACUAUGAGCUUCGAUAUCUCGCCGACUUUUCCGGCGAUAAUGAGAGCGCGGAGGACAGCCAACUUGCAAACUUGCUCCGUUGGCUCAAUGCCAUCCAGGCCCGACGACAGGCCCGACUUGGUAGCGAAGAACUGGCACAGCUCCCACCAAUGUCAGGAAUUGUGUACGUGGGGACCCGGGCGAUGGCGGAGCAUCUUGCUAGCCGGCUAUCCCAUUCUUCAGAUGGGGCCGUCAUGGCCGUUGCAUAUCACGCCGGCGUGGAAGCUAACAAACGGUCCCAAAUCCAAUCGACCUGGAAGUCGUCCCAGCCGUUCCAGCCAGUGAAUGGCAGAAAGCCACCUGCCUUCGCCAUUAUUGUCGCCACUAAUGCUUUCGGAAUGGGGAUUGAUAAUCCAGAUGUCCGCUUUGUCGUACACUGGACACCACCGCGGAGUUUCGAAAGCUUUGUUCAAGAAUCUGGCCGUGCAGGUCGAGAUGGUCGCGCUGCUGCCUCACUUGUUUACUACGGUAUUCAAGAAAGGAACUUCAUAGAGACCAUGAUAUACCGAGAUACUGAAUCUCACCGCGCAAACAGUGUUGAGAACCGAGAAGCCAAGCUUGAAAGUUUUGGCAAGGUUAUUCGGUAUUGCGAAAGCAUCACGCGGUGCAGGCACGAAUUGAUCAAAGAGUUCUUCGGUGAUUCCGAGCUGGAAGAAAUGGGAUCACAGCUGCCAGCACGAGAACAUGUGCCUGUUGCAAGCUCAUCGCCUUGCGAUUUUGCCUGCGAUUUCUGCAAGGAAGGCCGUGCUGGAUUGGCAAAGCGCCGGGAGAAAAUGGCAUCUGAGACUCAGAUGGCUCUUCUAUAUGCGGAUUUUGAUUGA
Penicillium paradoxum is the source of this 1536-nucleotide messenger RNA. RefSeq names its product putative RecQ family helicase RecQ. Bases 1 to 1536 code for a protein of 511 amino acids. Lineage: Eukaryota; Fungi; Ascomycota; Eurotiomycetes; Eurotiales; Aspergillaceae. Gene Ontology annotation, biological process: double-strand break repair via homologous recombination. Gene Ontology annotation, cellular component: chromosome; cytoplasm. The record is from RefSeq and is a predicted model, not a curated record. Gene Ontology annotation, molecular function: 3'-5' DNA helicase activity; four-way junction helicase activity; ATP binding. The transcript is spliced from 4 exons.